UGCUUUACGAGCAUCCCCAAAGAACAGUGAAGGAAAGACGGUUGCUUCCUGUUGCUCACAUGUACACAACCAGAUGAUGGCUUCUGUAAAGAAAAGUGAUUCCACGAGCAGUGGCCCGAAAGAAGCCGAUUCAGACACCAACGACGAGGAAAAACCCGAGCUGUGUCCCGGUUUUAAAGACGUGGAUACCUUCGUAAAAGUAAGUUGAGUGAUUCUGGGCUGGACGCAGCCCUAAGUUAUGGCUAGCCGAGACUCGAGUGGGCAACGUGGGCAUAGGUGUUUACUGUGUGAUGUGGUACACACACUUCAAGUUAUUAUUUGGUUGAAAACGUAUGGCUAAUAAUUUGCAUUAAGUACAUCCUGAGGUGGGAGCUUUUUUGGUCCACGCAUUAACUAAAUUAAAGUAUUCCUGUUAUCAGUCAAAUGUGUUUGUGUAAUUCUUGAGGGGCUUUAAGCAGAUACACCUUUUCUAUUCAGACUGUUAGAUAAUAGGCUCCCCAAAGACAUUCCCACAUAUCAAUGGCAAUGGCAUAAUUAUCAAGAAGUAUGACAAACACAUUCAUCAUUUUCUUCUGAGUGAAAAAUAAGUUUAUGCGGUCACCAAACAAUGAAACCAGUUGUACCUAAAAGAGUACCAGAAUAGUCUGCCCAAAUACAAGUGCCGUUGUUUCAAUAACAUUUCCCCAUCAACUACCAGUCUGAAGUAAAAGUACUAUUUAAAAUGUACUUUGAGGAUUGUGUACUGUUGAGGUGAAGGUGAGGCUAUCAAAAUAUGGCUCCCCAAGUUAUUUCAAAAGCCACUUUUCCAAAACCAGUUCUGGAAAUACAAUCAACGUCAUUACUGUGUGAAGUGACUUUGACUAUGAACUAGGGCUGGGCGAGUAAACGUCAACGAUAUAUAUCGAGAAUUAAUUUUCCUCAAUAUCAAUAUAAAACAUGGUCAAUAUCCUUUUCGAUAGUCGGCGUUCUGCCAUGUUUUGGUAGGCUAUACAAACAGCCAAUGAAAAGGGGAGUUGCUCUGGGUCCACUUAGGGCUGAACCAAUCAUGUGCUGAAUUCAAACAAAGUAGCAAACAACUGUGUAGUAGCAGGCUGCAGCUACAUGCAACCAUAGCAUUUUAACACGGGAAGCUGACAGCACUGUUGGUAAGAAAAAAAUAAAAUGAGUGAUACCCCCGACAGAAAUGCAGAUGAAGGUUCAACAGAUGAUGACAUCGUUGACAACAUUGGCACGAAAACGUCAGUGGUGUGGAAGUAUUUUUUUUUUUUGAGGUCGGGCAUGAAGCAGAGUAAUGCGCACUGCAAAUUAUGUUGAGUACAUGUUCUCAGAAAGUUGAGGUAUAUCUCAAAUCUUUUUCACCACCUGAAGCAGUGCCAUGCGGCAGAGCAUGCGCCGUGCAAAAGGUUACAAACCCCGAGUAGAGCAAAGAGCCCGUGGCGCCUGUGCGGCCGAAACAGCCAAUCAUUCAGUCCACCCUCUGUAGCACAACGCUUUACGACAAAACGUUGCAGUAGUUUGUAAAAGACAUGCUAUCAAUCAGAGGUGUUAAAUAUCCUUUUUUAUAUCAUGAUACAUAUUGAUAUUAACUGAUAUGAAAUAAAUAUAUUGUGAUAAUCUUUUUCCCAUAUCGCCCAGCCCUACUAUGAACUGAUCAGGGAGAAAUUAGUAAAUAAGUUUGCUGCAUUUUUGUUAAUAUUGCAGUAGGUAGAUUGUCCCUUCUUGCCUAAAUUAUGGCAGGACAAUAUUGAAAUAGGCUUUAUAUUUAGGCCUGUGAGAUUGGUGUGUUAAAGUUAUAAGAUGUUAUGACUAGAGAUUCGAUUGAUAUACCAGGUAAGAUCUGAUGGUUUUGCGAUGUUUACAGUCUUGAAUAAGCCAACUGUCAUUUGGUUGUUGUAAAGCUUGUAUAAUUUAGCCAAUUUUCCACCCAGUUACCUAUAAAUUUGAAUUGUAUGUAUUGUGAUUAUGAGCAAACAAAUCUUACUAACAUCUGUCACAUUCAUCUCUUUACUGCAGUAUGGAUUGGGUGCUGUGUUAUCAGCCACCAAGGCAUCAGCUGCCUUACCUCAAGCAGGGGAUGAGUAUGAUUUUUAUCGAAGCUUCCCAGGCUUUCAGGAGUUCUGUGAAAGUCAAGGAGAUAAGCUUUUGCUGUGGUGAGUAUUUGGUGUGUUAUUGCUUCUCUUGAGUUUUGGCUCCGAUAGGCUCGCAGCUGUCUCUGCAGAUGUUCGCUCUUUACAAGUGCCACAUUCUAGACAAUGUUGUUUGGAUGCUGAGUGGAAGGCAGCUUUGUGCUGCUGAAAGCAGGUCUGACGGAGCCUUAGACAUACAAACAGUUGAGUGGGUUUGCUGACUGAUUUGUCACCUUAUUAAAAUAAACUAAUGCUUCACGCUUCCUCCCUGUGCUAGCAUGAGUCAGAUAAUGCAGCACCACAGCUGCAGAUCCCACAUGAGAGACCAGAAUAAGCUGACGGGAGUGGAGGAGAGGUUUGACUUGGUUGUGGACUCCAACGACAUCAUCCUAGAGAGAGCGGUAUGACUGCAGCUGUGAUGCUCAGCAAACCCUUUCAUAAAAAAAAUGAAAAAAGAAAAAAACCUUGGCAAGAGAACCAACCAAGCUUUUGUAUCUGCUUUCUAGGGGAUCCUUCUUGAUGAAGCCGAUGGGGUGAACAGAAGCCAGAAGCCUGUCAUGCCUGCAGGGUUUCAGCCCCCUAAGAUAGUGGUUUCCAGCUGGAAUCGCAAGGUUGGCUAAUUAACCUGUCAGCUCCUGUACUGCAAGUGCCUUUUUUUGGCCGCAUUUUUAGCUGAAAUAUAAAAAGUUUUGGCAUUCAAGAACUUAAAGCAGCAGAUAUUGUUCAUUUAUUUGUUAAUAUUUUUAUUUGAACACUUGAUAAAUAGUUUCACCAGUAUUUCAUGCUUUUUGGUUUAUUGAUCAGGGCCCAGGCUCUGGCAGUCGAUCUGAAAUGUUCCGACUGCUCCAUGCCAAGAACGUUGCAAGGCCCCAGCUGAAAUUCAAGGAAAAAAUCGACAACAGCAACACACCAUUUACUCCAAAGAUCUUCAUCAAGCCGAAUGCAGUGAAGCCUCUUGCUUCUUGUGAGACAUCCUUUUUUAAAAACUCUCUUUUUUCACAUGUUUUUUUUUUUUUUCUGUCAGCUCAGGUGUUUCUAACAUUUUCUGUCUUUCUCUGCUUUCUCAGAUUUCACCAACAAACAAAGUCACAAACAGAGACCCGAGGACAUUGAUGUCCCAGCUGCCCUGGCAGACUUUAUUCACCAGCAGAGAACUCAGGAGCAUGUUGAAGACAUGUGAGACAUUCUCUUUUUUGCAGUAUGAACAGUUUGUGUUUUCUUUUUUCUGACUCAUAAAUGUGUAUAUUUUCUUCAUGUAGGUUUGCACACCCAUACCAGUAUGAAUUGGAUCACCUCAUAGUACCUGAAAGCCUCCUGUCUAAGCCAGAACCACAGGUGUGUCAAGGAAGUUAUAAAUGUUUUACUCUAAAUAUUGGUCAGACUUCAACUAAAUUUCUCUUUCUUUGUUUUAAUAUUAAGAUGUACAAACCAGUGGCUGACACAAAGUGCUCAUUUAUCGACUCCCUGGAAGAUCUAGUUGCUCUGAAUGAGAAGCUUUGCAAAUUGCCCGAAUUUGCAGUGGACCUUGAGGUACCAGAUUAGAACAUUUCAUAAAAGGCUUGUCAUUUGGUGUUCAACAAAUACAGAUGAGGUGGCUUUGGCUGUUUUUAAUCAGUGUCUAUUCACACUAAUUUCCCUUUUGCAGCACCACUCCUACAGGAGCUUCCUGGGCAUCACCUGUCUGAUGCAGAUCUCCACCAGAGAAGAGGACUUCAUCAUUGACACCUUGGAGCUCCGUAGCGAGAUGUACAUCCUGAAUGAGGCAUUUACAGAUCCAGCUAUAGUUAAGGUAAUCUGCUAUCUUUAGUUCUGCUAUCAUCGUCUUUGGGUUGGGUACUGUUUUGAUUUUAUUGAGCCCAGUGCUAAUCCUAUUCCACCUAUAGAUUCCAGUCUUUCUCAAUUCUUCAUUUUAAUUCCAGUAUAAUUACAGUGAGGGAAAAGAAGAAAAUGUGUUUCACAAACAAAAUCAAAUAAGCCUGACUUUAUUGUUCUUUUCUCUUCAUUUAUCAAAAUUAACAUUAUUCUUCAAGAAAAAUUGAAAACCAGAAAUAUUGAAAUUAAUAGCAUACAAGUCUAAUGAAUACACUUCAGAAUAUAACACAUUAUUAGUGCUGUGACUUAAUUUCUCCCGCUGAAAUUAUCCCAAGAGCCACUGAGGUGAAAGAUAGCCAGGUGAACAGCUGACACGUCUUCUGUGCCUAUUGUUUCCCACUUGUAAAUGAAACAGGUGGUCCAAGUCACAUUUUCCUAGUUAUUCUUUUUUUGUAAAAGAAACCAAAUGCAAAAUAAAAACAAAGCAAAUUCCAACAAACAGCAACGCCAGGAUGAUGAAGAUAUAGAUGGUCAAAAAACUGUUUGCUCCUCUAGCUACCAACACAACUGCCACGAAUUGCGUCUUCUUCUAUUUAUAGCAAACAAAACCCAAGACUUCACGCCACCUGGUUUGGCACCAGGACAAUUACAACUGAAAUAUGUUUCAAAACACAAACCUAAAGAAAAUAUAGCAAAUGGCUCCAACAAUUAGCAUACAUAAUGUGUUUUUGAUACCUAAAUGGGGACUCAACAGAGGCAGAGAGGUGUAGCUCCUCCACCAUAAAUCGCAUCACCCAACAGUUUCUGAACAACAGGGCCUUUUGUAGCAGGUUGGGAUGGUGAGGUACUCUUUGAACUUGCAUCUAACACAUUUCAAAUAUUUGUAGAUAUGAUAUGUAUACCUCAAUAUGAAUUUGAACCUCAGCUUAACAGUGUUCGGACUUGAGUGUGACGAAAUGUUGCCACAGCUGCGACUACUAGCUGUAGCUCAAGUCUUUUUUGUUAACAGGAGACAGCAGCACAUUGAACUCAGAGCAGUGCCUCAGAUUCUUGUUAUGUCAGUGUAAAUGCUUUGUCAUAUUGGGCGUGUUUUUUCCCUUAGUGUGUCAUUAUUAUCACUUCAGUGAAGUUUAACUAAACUUUGUUACGCCUGCUGCAGUCUGCCGAGAUCCUCUUGUCACAACUUUGUUUACGUGCUGCGACACAAGUGGCGCAACUUUCUGCUAACCCAGCAGGUCCUGGGAGAUAAGUUAAACUUAAUGAAGACACCUAAAUCCUCUCUGAAGUUAAGUCCAUAUAGAUUUUUGUUGCUGUUAGAUCCAGAAAAAGAAAGCACUAUUCACAUCUCUUAAUGCACGAAUCUCUGUAGAUUUAAAAUUUUCAAUUUACUUUUUUGACCGGUUUGAAACUAAAAAGCAUUUUCCUUAACUUUUUAAAUUGUCAGCUCAUUGGGAAAGCUGAAAACUCAAAAAUUGAGUGCAUUAAAUGGUUGAAAAUGCAGUGCACAGGCAUGACAGAUAGUCAGUAUUGCUCUGUGCUGUAAAACUGUGUGACUGAGUGUUGCUACAACUGAACACUUAAGCUACCCUUAAAAUUGCCUCAGGGAGUCGUUUUAUUUUUCAAGCAGAUUAAAUUAAAGAUGGCCUAAACUCCUGAAGAAACAUGUCACAACGGAACCACCAAAUCAUCCCCUUUUGUAAUAAAUUACUAAUUCACAGAAAGAAAAAAACCUCUCAUCCAGAGCAGUGACGAUAAUUUUACAAAGACUGAAAAACUCUGAGUCUGAGCAAGACUGUCGUUGAGGUAUCUCGCAGCCCUACAGUUUUCAAAGAUGUUUAAUGAAGUCUGCGGGUGUCCUGAGGUGUGUGGGCGCCACUAUGACUCACACACUGUAGGAUUCCUGUGAAAAUGUGCAAUGUGUGGGCUUGAACCACCGAGAGAUCUGUGAAAAAUGAGCCAAAUGGAAAUAAGUCAUGUGGUGUCUCCCCAGCUUUUAUAUAUUUUUGGUUCCAAUAUUUUCUGUAUCCAAGCAAACUACAUUUUAUUCUAAGUUGGGUGCUCACCGGAGGGGUUUCAGGUGUAUGUGCUUUCUUCCCUGGUUAUAGGUUUUUCAUGGCGCUGACUCUGACAUUGAGUGGCUGCAGAGGGACUUCGGCUUGUACAUUGUCAACCUUUUUGACACACAUCAGGCCAGCAGAGCUCUCAACAUGGCCAGGCAUUCCCUCGACCACCUGCUCAAACACUUCUGCACUGUGGACUCAGACAAACGCUACCAGCUGGCUGACUGGAGGAUUCGGUACGGGGAUGAUUGGGCUGUUAUCUGCAGUCAUUAUUUGAAGUUCAGGGGGUCCCUUGAAGCAGAACAGGUUGUUGAUAUGUUAUUUUCAACAUAAAGAAGUUGAAUUAUAGUAAAAAAUGUUUCAAUCUUGACCCUGAAGCCCCUUACCAGAUGAGAUGGUGCAGUAUGCUCGGACAGACACCCACUACCUCCUGUACAUCUAUGACUGUGUGCGGGUGCAGCUGUUGGCCCACAACAACAGCCAGCCCGGCCUGCUGCGAAGUGUCUGGAGCAAGAGCAAGGACAUUUCCCUGAAGGUGAGGUUCCCUUUCAUAUUUUUUUUUACAUUUCCACACUGUAACCUGCUGCAUUUUGCACCAUUCUUCAUGCUCCCUCUUCCAUACAGAAAUAUGUGAAGCCCAUAUUCACCGAGGAGUCAUAUUUGGAGCUGCAGAGGAAGCAGAAAAAGUCUUUCAACACCCAGCAGCUCAUUGCCUUCAGACUGCUGUUCGCCUGGAGGGACAAGCUGGCCAGGCAGGAAGAUGAAAGCACAGGGUAGGCUGUUUCAAAAUGGACUGACUUCCUGUUGUGGAAAUCCACAAUAGCUGUUUUCCCUUUUUUAAGUGGUGUCCUGCCAGGUUUGGCAAUUAACAUGAGUUUUUGACAGUAUCUCUAGUUUCAAAAUCUUUCAUACUUUUUUAACAUCCAUAUUCAAAUCAAACAAUGUUUGUGUGUUUGUUCAGAUACGUCCUGCCUACUCAUAUGAUGAGCAAGAUCUCUGAGGAGCUGCCUAAGUAAGUCGGGGAAAUGUUUCAGAUUUGUUUGUUUUCUUUUUUAAAGGUUAGUCUGCACAGAGUUUUUAUAAAAGUAACAUGUUAAUGUCAACUUAUAAGACGUGCAAACAUAGAUAUGCCAAAAAGUCAACACAGAAGAAUCUUACUGCGUAUAUCCCCUGACCUCACACACCACUGGAUAGGUAACCAACCUGAGAAUGUCUGUGAACAGAAAAGCGUGGCACAACCUCACAUGGCUUUGAGAUAUGAUUUAGAAAUACUAACCCUGUCUAUUAAUGAGUGAGUAAUCCCUUUGUACAGGUUCUACAUACAAAGUAGAAUCUGUCUUGUGCUUAUUCCACCACCAUCUUCUUGGCUAAAUGCUGUAACUCAAUAACAAACCCCUCUCUGCAUUUUAUGGUGGUAUAUCAGUCACACGGUUGUGUAUAAACAGUAUUAAAUGUGCCUUGUAUACCAAAUUCACUGUAAUUACUGUAUGUUAAUUCAAUCUGAGUAAAUUAAUCUGUGAUGAUGUGGUGCUCCUCACAGUAAUAGUUGGUGAGAUUAUUCCUGAUGAAUUAAUCCCAGAGCCAGUAAUUAAUUUAAAAGUCCUCGAGCAGUAGUUUGUGGCCUUAAUCCCUCUGUAAUACAUUUUGUCUGUAUCUACUCAGAGAGCCUCAGGGCAUCAUUGCCUGCUGUAACCCUGUACCCCCGCUAGUGAGGCAGCAGGUCAAUGAGCUCCACCUGUUGGUGCAGCAGGCCAGAGAAACACCUCUUCAUAAGGUGAGGUAGAACAAGCGCCAGCUGUUGGAGCAAAUAAAUGUAGUCACUGAUUUCAUGUCACUGUUGUUGUUGUUGUUGUUGUUUUUGUGUAUUUGUUUAAUGUGGCACUUCUAUCAGCCAACAAUGUGAUCUGUCUUUAAUUCUAUAAAGGCGGAGAUUGCAGCUCAAAAGAAGAAGGGACUGACCCCCAUAAAGAAGGUUGGUCUCAAACUGAUGAACUUGAUUGUUUCUCUUUCGUCUCUAGUUGUUGAAAAAAACACAACUCAAGUGAAAUAAAUGUGUUUGCAAUUUUCCAGCCAGAGAUCAUGUUGUUCGGUCCUCAUGAUACAUCCAGGGUCCCUGAAAGUGACCUCCACCCUUUUUCUCCCGGCGGUAAGCUUGACACCUGUAGAUCCCUUUCAUCAUCUUGCUGAGUUUGCAUUUAAAGCCUAUGGAUUUUUCUGUUUGUUUGUUUUCAGAGCUGCCCGUGAAACAGGGGUUGCUUUUCUCUGAGGAAGAGCACAAAAUGGAUGUUGAUGUAGAGAAAGCACACAGUCUCAUGGCACCGGCUAAAAUCACUCUGUUUGAGGUAGGUAGGACCAGCUUUUGGUCGACUUAAUUCAGCCAGUUUAUUUUGACAGCAUUGUGACAGCUGACAGGAGUUCAUGCUAUUGAUAUAUGUUGAAGGAGAUGGAACCAAAGACUGACCAGGAGACCCACCCUGUUUCCCAAAUGAAAGCCAGACGAAUCAUUGAGUCUUUCGAAAACCCUUUCAGAAUGGUAAGAAAUGCUCAGUGUAAACCUUGCUUUUCAUUGCAUAUAAUAGAAGCAGUACUGAACAAUAUGCUUUAUGGUUUCAGUAUCUUCCCUCCAGUGAUGUGCAUGUCAACAAGAACGCCAAGUUUGACCCAUCUUCAAAAAUAUUUGAGGUCAUCCCAGUGCUCCACACAGUCAUACACACUCUAGCUUGAUUACAUUGUCCCUUUUACAUGAAAGUUUAGAUGUUCACAGCUGCACUGUCUCACAUUUACAGAUCAGUAAAAGAUGGAAGCUGCAGAGUAUUGAACAGCAGCAGAAAGAGAUGGAGGAAAAGAGGAAGGCUAAGCAAGAAAUAAGGGAGCGUGCAAAGAAAGCGUCAGGUAUCAGCUAAUCAGCUUUAAUUUGACACUGUGUUGAGUCAUGUUUCUUAAUCCGUGCAACGUUGAUUUACACAGAGGAAAGAAACAAGGCAAAAAAGAGCUACCAGGAGUCUCUCCAGAACGUUCCAACAGUUCGCCAGCAAGCAACGGUGAGUCAUUUGUUCUCUUGAUCUGCAGUUUCCUCCCUGCUGCUUCAUGUUCUGCAGUCUAUCAACUUCACUGCUGACACACCAGAUGGGGAAAGUAAAAAUCCAUGAAAACAUGAGUUGUACUCACCCGAGAGCCUGGUGCUGAAUAUUAAAGAUAGCGCUUUAAUAGCAAGGUUAACCCUCUCAAAUGCCCCCCAUUUCCUCAAGACAGGGCUGGUGUUUCUGCAGUGACUCAUGAAUGAGUGAAACACUGCUGCCAAUCUGCAGGAGCGGCAUGUUCGAGCUCUUUUAAUAUUUUUAUCUGUCUCACAAUGUGUCUGGGGAAGAAGGGCUCACCGCGUGGGAUUGAAGCAUCAGAGACAUGUCUCUACUCAUCAAACACUUCUCUCCCCUCUGGGGAAGCAACAAAAGCUACUGUCUGCCCAAAAGCCCACUUCCCCUGGCUCUGUCUCUCUGGGGUAUCGCUCGGCACCCUCCUGCUCCAUUUCUUAUGUGCGCUCUUGCCACCAUAUGGCGUUUCCUUUCUGUUUUAAAUGCUCAGUUUGACUAAAGUCUCUCCACUCCAUCUUCUGCUCAUGUCGCCAAAGAACAUGCUGAAUGGUCAUAGUGGUUUGACUGUCCCUGCAGGUGGCACCACUUCCCUUCUGCCUCACUCUGUGUGAGCCUUCAGCCAUCAGUCAGCAGUGCACACAGUAAUGGUUUGCACCACAGUAAUCCAUUGUAUGAUGAUGGCUUAAGUGAAAUUUGGUUUUAAGGCGCUCCCUGCUGAAAUGACGCUGUCAAAUGAGCACGUUGGCAGCGUCUGGUCUGUGGCAUGCAUUACAGUCAGAAGCGCUGGCAGCAGCACUUGAAAGUAACACUCAUCAACCUGCCAACUGCAGCAAAUAUUGGCUCUGUCAGCUAGCUGUCAGUUUCAGCCGGCACUUUGGCAGUCAAGUUUUCUCCUCUUAUUUCAGUUUGAAAGAAAGCUGUGUGAUUUUCUAAAGCUUCUACUCCAAAGGUAUUAAUUAACAUCACAGUGGGUACGCACUGUAAUUGGGCUCAGAAAUUAUUAGGUUUCUCGUUCGCUUGCAUCUUUUUUUAUCAGGAAGAAACAAAAUAAAAUGACACAGGGUCAUAUUAAGAUGAAAAAAAUGGAAAGAAAACUUGAUUUUACAAGUUGAAUAACAGGAAGCCAUUAAAGUUCUUUUGCUAAUGAGGAUAGUUAAUUAGAGGAGCUGGUGUAUGUUAAAGAUCAUUCACAUCUCCAAACUCACACAGACUGAUAAUGAACUGCAGAUAGAAGAGAACGUGUUUUUACCAGUAAAUCUCUGUUUGUAGCCCCAGUUAUCAGAUUUGUUAACAGGUCUGAAGGUGACACCUUUGUAAGGUGACACAGAUGCUGUCAUGGAUCCUUUACACUGUGAUCUCAAUAUGUGAUGACUUUUGACUUACCAAGCCUUGAGGAAAUCCUUUCUUGUGAUAUAUCACAUCCAUAAAUAUUCUGAGAAUCCUCUCUGAGAGCUCCUAAGGGAGCUCCAAAACUUAAAGCAAGGAGUCUGAGUUUAAGAGGGAUUUAGGAACAUACUCUGAGGAACCUUGAGCGAGAAAGAGACAGAAACUCUACCUUGGUAAGGGGGCAUGGUCCACCCUAUGGCUGGGUAUGACACAGUAUUUUAAAAGCUGUGAUUGGCUGAUCCACAAGGAGAGAAAAACUUUUCUCUGGGCAAAGAGGGAUGAUGAAAUUGAUUGGCCUUAGCCUGGAAUUUGAUUAGAUACACUGAUUAGCCAAAUUACUGAAAUAAUAUAGAUUAUUCAUGAUUAUUUAAAGGGGUUUUAGUCCAAAGAUGGGUUAAGAUUUAUGGUAGAUAUUAGCAUAAAGCUGCAGUGUCAGUCAUCAAUCUGCUAGCCUGAUGGCUACGAAUGAGAACAUUUUUAAAAAGAAUAGUAAUCAGAGAAAUACGAAUAACAUUUAGUGGGAAUGCUUCGCAAUCCCACUCAAAAAAUUGACUCAAAGAGUUUGUUUUGACUUGUGCCCUGCAGUAACAGGAGCAAGCAUUUAAAAUUGUUAUAGAAAUGACCAGUCUUGCUGUUUAGGGUCUUACUGAAUAAGACCGAAUCAGAAUAAAUUUUAGUGAGUUUCACAACCAGUUAAAACCUUCUGGCAGGAGCUUUAACCUCUUUAAAUUUCCCUUUAUUAGCUUAGCUUUUUUUUCUGUAAACUGAUAUAGUCAAUAUGAUUGGACGGAUAGUUGUAUGUUUGAUGGUACAAAAAAACUCUGCACACUAACAGCAUUUGAGCCCAUAUUCUGUGGCUGUCAUCCAACAUUAUUUCUCACCUUGCUUGGUAAACAAAAUAAUGAAAAUAUUCAGUGCUUCACUGAAAAUGAUGUUGCUGACUGCAAUCUUCAGGAAUCAGCAAAAGAAGGGGGACAGAAAAGAGAGAGGGUUCCGAGUGAGGCCGGAGAGUCGACUCCCAAACCCAGUAAGAAGCUGAUGAAAUCUGCAGAGAAACAGCAGAAGACAGAAGCACCACCUCAAGACACCUUCAAGCCCUUCGACUACAGUCAGUCAGACCUCAAGGUCUUUGCUGGUAUGGACGUGCAUUUCUUUUUUCUAAUCCAGUGGAUGUAUUAUCCAUAGCUUCCUAUUCAACUGAAGGCGUUCACAUCAUAAAAAAGAUUUUUUUUAUUUAUUUUUUAUUUUGUAGGCACCAAGGCAAAAGACAACACACAAUUCGAUCCAAAUAGGCAAGCCCAUGAUUCCCAGAGAAAGGUAUAGUAAUAAUAAUGUCAAUGAAUAUGCUAUUUCACAGUUUAUGUUGUUUUGUGUCAGUGAGAUAAAAUUUCCAUCCAACAGAAAACUCCCAAGGGACAAAAGUCCAAUUUUGGAGCUGGAAACCGAAGUAUGUCAUACCUGGCUGGAAAAUCUGACAGGUAAAACAUUACUACAAUCAAAACAAAACUUUAUUUCAUACAUUAAAAGCAUCUCUGUAUUUUACCAUUCUUUCUUUGUCUUUCUUUCAGAGGAUUCAGACAUAACUGGCCCAAAAGAUAAACUGUCUUUGAUGUUCCUCUCUCAUCAUUCUUUUUUAGUCUUGUAAAGACCAGGAACUGGUUAUCUCCCCUUUUUUUUCAAGUGAAGUUCAGUGUUUUAGUAUUUAAUGGUCUUUAUUUUUUCUCAUAUGGAGCAGUUUAUUCUGUAAAUAUGUGGAUUCACAGACCUCAUUAUUAAAGCCGAUUUCAGAACAAAAAA
Messenger RNA from Xyrichtys novacula (pearly razorfish), 12273 nucleotides. The record is from the annotation of a GenBank genome assembly. NCBI's taxonomy places the organism in Eukaryota, Metazoa, Chordata, Actinopteri, Labriformes, Labridae.